AGUGGGAGUGCCGGGCCCUGCUUCUCCUGGUGCCCCGGCAGAGGGGCCUGGUGGCUUGGGGAGGGCGGGCGGGCUGCUUGGAGGCAGAGGCAGCGAGAGGAGGCGGCGGCGGGGAGAGCCGAGGAGGAGGAGGAGAGAGGAAAGAGCGGAGCAGCCAUUGUUGAGGGAAACCUUGCAAACAAAGAAGGCUCCGGACUCCCCGCAGCCCCUCGCCCCCCAGACCGGCCUCCCGGCCCCCGGCCCAGUGGCCAUUGUAACUUUCCCCCGGGGUUGCAGCCGCCGCCUGGCAGGCCGAGGCUGUGCGUGCGAGUCUUUGUGCGGCCGGUGUAGUGGAGCUCCCAGCCAGGCCUGCCUGUCCCACUCGGGACAUGAGCGAUUGAAGUUGGGCCCCCUCAGCCCUCAACCCUGCCAGGGCCCUUUUGGGCUUCCAGCCGUUCCUUGCACUUCUCCUGGCCCCUUCAGUUCUCCCAGGUUGUUCCUCAAAGUCAUUCAAGCUGUACUCACCGAAGGAGCCCCCGAACGGCAACGCCUUCCCCCCCUUCCAUCCCGGCACCAUGCUAGAUCGGGAUGUGGGCCCAACUCCCAUGUACCCGCCUACAUACCUGGAGCCUGGGAUUGGGAGGCACACACCAUAUGGCAACCAAACUGACUAUAGAAUAUUCGAGCUUAACAAACGUCUUCAAAACUGGACAGAGGAGUGUGACAAUCUCUGGUGGGAUGCUUUUACAACUGAGUUCUUUGAGGAUGAUGCCAUGUUAACCAUCACUUUCUGCCUGGAGGAUGGACCAAAGAGAUACACCAUUGGCCGGACCCUGAUCCCACGCUACUUCCGCAGCAUCUUUGAGGGGGGUGCUACGGAGCUGUACUAUGUGCUUAAGCACCCCAAGGAGGCAUUCCACAGCAACUUUGUGUCCCUUGACUGUGAUCAGGGCAGCAUGGUGACCCAGCACGGCAAGCCCAUGUUCACCCAGGUGUGUGUGGAGGGCCGGUUGUACCUAGAGUUCAUGUUUGACGACAUGAUGCGGAUAAAGACAUGGCACUUCAGCAUCCGGCAGCACCGAGAGCUCAUCCCCCGCAGCAUCCUUGCCAUGCAUGCCCAGGACCCCCAGAUGUUGGAUCAGCUCUCCAAAAAUAUCACCCGGUGUGGGCUGUCCAAUUCUACUCUCAACUACCUCCGACUCUGUGUGAUACUUGAGCCCAUGCAGGAGCUCAUGUCCCGCCACAAGACCUACAGCCUCAGCCCCCGCGACUGCCUCAAGACCUGCCUUUUCCAGAAGUGGCAGCGCAUGGUAGCACCCCCUGCGGAGCCUGCACGGCAGCAGCCCAGCAAACGGCGGAAACGGAAGAUGUCGGGGGGCAGCACCAUGAGCUCAGGGGGUGGCAAUACCAACAAUAGCAACAGCAAGAAGAAAAGCCCAGCCAGCACCUUCGCCCUCUCCAGCCAGGUACCUGAUGUGAUGGUGGUGGGGGAGCCCACCCUGAUGGGCGGGGAGUUCGGGGACGAGGACGAGAGGCUCAUCACCCGGCUGGAGAACACCCAGUUUGACGCAGCCAACGGCAUUGACGACGAGGACAGCUUUAACAACUCCCCAGCCCUGGGCGCCAACAGCCCCUGGAACAGCAAGCCUCCAUCCAGCCAAGAAAGCAAAUCGGAGAACCCCACAUCACAGGCCUCCCAGUAAAGGUCUCACCAUGGCUACCCAGUGCUCUGCGUGCCUGCUCCACCCCUAGCAGCCCCAGGGAGCAGAAGACAGAAUGAAAAGACUGAGCAUCUAAAAUGGGCAGGCUCCGUCCACCCACUUCAGGGAGGAACUGCACUCGGUGGGGGCAGGUGCCAAGAUUUGCCCCCCAGUGGCCCUGGGUUGGGCCUGGCCUCUGCAGAGCCUUUUGGGGGAAAGGGAUACUCAUGCGGAUGUCUACGUGAACUCUGGGCCUCUGAAAAAUGUCCUGACCAUCCGGAGCAUUUACUUCCAUCCUCACCCCACGUCAGGGUUCCCCAUCCUCCUGACUCUACCCCUUCAAGCCUGGGGUUGUCUGUACCCACAGCCAUUAGGGACUUAAAGUUAUGGGACUUGGUUCAGUGACCCUCCCCCAAACUUCCCCCCAGGUGGCUGGUAGUAGAGGGGUAAAGCUCUGGGCUGCUCUCUGCUGCCACCUAUCCCAGCUCCAAGUUUUUUUAAAAAAAUAAUAAUAUUAAAAAUGUAAGUUUAAAAAACC
Manis pentadactyla (Chinese pangolin) is the source of this 2217-nucleotide messenger RNA. It is a transcript of the gene LDB1, whose product is annotated as LIM domain binding 1. The transcript is spliced from 11 exons. Gene Ontology annotation, biological process: negative regulation of transcription by RNA polymerase II; positive regulation of transcription by RNA polymerase II; nervous system development. Gene Ontology annotation, cellular component: transcription regulator complex; nucleus. The record is from RefSeq and is a predicted model, not a curated record. Bases 555 to 1682 code for a protein of 375 amino acids. NCBI's taxonomy places the organism in Eukaryota, Metazoa, Chordata, Mammalia, Pholidota, Manidae. Gene Ontology annotation, molecular function: LIM domain binding.